This is a messenger RNA of Diabrotica virgifera virgifera (western corn rootworm), 432 nucleotides long. Its product is annotated as zinc finger protein-like. The record is from RefSeq and is a predicted model, not a curated record. Bases 1 to 432 code for a protein of 143 amino acids. Lineage: Eukaryota; Metazoa; Arthropoda; Insecta; Coleoptera; Chrysomelidae. Gene Ontology annotation, molecular function: RNA polymerase II cis-regulatory region sequence-specific DNA binding; DNA-binding transcription factor activity. Gene Ontology annotation, biological process: regulation of transcription by RNA polymerase II. The transcript is spliced from 3 exons.
AUGGGGGUUAUCUGUAGUCUCAAUGAUCGUUGUACCGAAGGUUCAAACGAUUUAAAAAGCAUUAUGAAAUUACACAAUGACGAAAAAUCUUAUAAGUGUGAAUUUUGUACUAAGGAGUUUACUAAAAAAUCCGAUUUAAAUAUCCAUGGAAGAUUACACAAAAAUCCAUACAGAUGUGAAAUUUGCUACAAGGAGUUUCGACAAAAAGCCAGUGUGAAACGCCAUUUGCCAAUACACACUGGUAAAAAACCGUUUAAGUGUGACAUUUGUUCUAAAGAGGUUACAACUAGAAGUCAUUUGAAAAGACAUUUAAGAAUCCACACAGGAGAAAAACCUUUUGAAUGUGAAAGUUGCAGUAAAUCGUUUUUUGAUAAGAAAAAUUUGAAAGAACAUUUGAUUAGACACACUGGAGAAAGACAUUUUAAAUGUUAA